Messenger RNA from Mucor velutinosus, 1164 nucleotides. Its product is annotated as bem46 protein, variant. Bases 1 to 1164 code for a protein of 387 amino acids. The transcript has 3 exons. NCBI's taxonomy places the organism in Eukaryota, Fungi, Mucoromycota, Mucoromycetes, Mucorales, Mucoraceae. The record is from RefSeq and is a predicted model, not a curated record.
AUGACACGGGCUCGAAAAGAGAGCGCUUUCCACCUAGCGUUGUUAGUGCUAGUACAGUGGAUCAGUUUAGCUGUUGUCAUUUUAAAUGCAACAGCGUUGUACUUGCUUCGAUCUGCGAAACACUCAGGGCUGGUCAAUGUCUAUUCCAGUCCAGCAGAUUACAUGUUGUUGAUAUUAGGCUCUUUGUCAUUUGUCGGUUCAACCGUCUACUUGUUUCUACAUUUCCAUCUGUACUUUCGAAUCAUCGAUGAGUAUCCAUUUACACCUUCAAAGUCAAUGUCGGCAGUCGAGGUAAUGAUGGCUGUCAUCUUGAUUGCAUUAUGGACAGUAGCGACUUCUGUCAUCUUGACGCACUCACAAGAAGCGACGUCUCCAUGUAGAUUUACCAGCUCGUUCUAUACACACAAUCAUAGUGAUAUCUGCGAAUUGUUUGACACAACCCUGAUGUUAGCAUUCGCAGCUGUUGGUGGAUGGGUUCUCGUCUUGCUAGCCACUUUGUUUAUUUUAAUACGCUCUCCUAUUCCACCUACGACUAUAUUCACAAUAGAGGCACCACCACAACGAUUCUCGCAACCGAUGGUAGUGUCACUUCCCGAUGAAGCCUAUUGCCAUUCAGGGCAUCCACCAAGUAGGCCUUACUACAUGGGUCAUUACAAUAAUAACAACAAGAUAAGACCAGUAAGCGAAGAUAUGGAUGCAGAGCAGCAAAUCAUUCUAGCUACAAACAACUCGUCCCAGCGCAACAAACGCAAAAGUAUGAUGACCUCUAGUAAUAGUGCAAGUUCAGUACAUGCCUCCACAUCAAGAUUCGCCAUAGAGCAUGUGGUGCUGGAUGAUGCAGCGAACGAUGAUCUGGCGUCAGCGACUGCAUCUUCCAACAUUUACAGCCACUAUUACUCGUCCUACUACCAACCUCAACACAUACUGUUGUCCUCGCCAUCCAAUACCAAUUCAUCCGGUAUAAACAACGCGACAUCUGCGUCGUCUUACUACUCAUCCAGGUGUCAAAUACCUCAAGUAGAGAGUCAAAGAACAUUUCAAAGUCUAUCUACCAUAGAGUCCGCUUAUCGCAGUGGUUGUCAACCGAUUCAAUUUGAUUUACCAAUCAUUCAAGUGGGAAUGUUAUCCCAUAUCGAUGUCUCUUUUCUUCAAAAGAAAUCCUAA